Cryptosporidium ubiquitum is the source of this 951-nucleotide messenger RNA. RefSeq names its product Ymb4 methylase. Bases 1 to 951 code for a protein of 316 amino acids. Gene Ontology annotation, molecular function: tRNA binding; S-adenosylmethionine-dependent methyltransferase activity. Gene Ontology annotation, biological process: tRNA wobble uridine modification. The record is from RefSeq and is a predicted model, not a curated record. NCBI's taxonomy places the organism in Eukaryota, Apicomplexa, Conoidasida, Eucoccidiorida, Cryptosporidiidae. Gene Ontology annotation, cellular component: nucleus; cytoplasm. The transcript has a single exon.
AUGGGAAGAAACAAUAAGAAAGUAAUUUGUAACAUUAAGCCAUCCGACAAAGAAUGUAGACCACUCACUUCUUCAGUACCGGAGAUGUUAGACGAAAAAGGUGAUAUUCUUAAGGAGAAAUGCGAUGAACUGGAAAAUAAGUAUGUACAUGAGAUUUAUGAGACAAUGGCGGAACAUUUUUCUCAUACAAGAGGUAUUCCCUGGCCAAAAGUGAAGAAUUUUGUUUCAUCUUUUGGGCCCGGUUCACUUUUGCUGGAUGUUGGAUGCGGAAAUGGGAGGUUUAUGGAUUGUGUUAAAGAUUCAAAAGUUUUCUUUAUGGGAACUGAUCGUUGCAAAUCACUUUUAGAAUCAGCUAGAACGAGGAAUCCUAAUUUGCAGGUAUUCGUUGAUAACUGUAUGAAGCUUAAUAUCAGAUCCGGGACUUUUGAUGGAAUAAUAUGCAUUGCAGUUUUACAUCACCUAUCUACUCCUGAACGCAGAAUCCAGGCAGUGAGUGAGUUAAUUAGAUGUCUUAGAAGAAACGGGACUCUCUUAAUUUACGUAUGGGCUUUUGAACAAAAGAAAGGAACGGUUGGAUCACGCAGCUUUUCUAGUAAGGACACUAUGGUGCCCUGGCACUUCCAGAAAAAGUAUGCAAAAGAUAAUCAUGAGAAGGCUGAAAACAUACAACAGUGCACAGAUCAAAUCAAGGAAGAAAUGGAUGAUCCUCAAAAAGAAGCAGGGAGCCUCGGGAAUAUAGUUAGAGUCCCUCCAGAAAAAUACUUGAUAGCUUUGCAGAGAUAUUAUCAUUUGUUUGAGGAACAAGAAAUUGUGGAAAUAUGCAAUAAGGGUAUUGAAAAAUACAAGGAGGGUAUUAAAGGUCAAGGAGAUUGUGAGUUAGAAGAGGAUGUGAGCAUAAUAGAGACAUACUUUGAUUGCAAUAAUUGGGCAGUAAAAAUUGCAAAGAAUUAG